Messenger RNA from Oncorhynchus nerka (sockeye salmon), 1881 nucleotides. Its product is annotated as probetacellulin-like. Lineage: Eukaryota; Metazoa; Chordata; Actinopteri; Salmoniformes; Salmonidae. Gene Ontology annotation, molecular function: growth factor activity; epidermal growth factor receptor binding. The coding region runs from base 173 to 739 and encodes 188 amino acids. Gene Ontology annotation, biological process: positive regulation of cell population proliferation; positive regulation of mitotic nuclear division; epidermal growth factor receptor signaling pathway. The transcript has 5 exons. The record is from RefSeq and is a predicted model, not a curated record.
CCUACUGUAGUUCACCAGUGCUCGAUUUUGCUGGACUACAUUAGUUGGGACGCAGAGUGUCCUACUAAGAAGAUAUUUUGGUGAACUUUUAAGAGGAUUGGAUAAAAUGAACUCAAUCUGCUUUUAAAACUAUAUUUAUCCACCUGGAAAAGUACAUAACUUGCCCACGGACAUGGCAAAGGCAUACAGUCUGUAUGUAGGAAUGGUAACAGCUUUGGCCCUGUGUAAAUACUCUCUGGCUGAAUGGAAUACAACUGAGCAGCUGGUGAACAACACUGUGUCCCUCCAUCACCAAGGCAACACAAACAACUUCAAAGACUCAAUAGAAACUGCAACUCAAGCCAAAAAGAGCGGCCAUUUCACCAACUGUCCAAAGGAGUUAAGGCAAUACUGUAUCCAUGGGUCGUGUCGCUUUGUAAAGGAACAGAAUACUCCUUCAUGCAGAUGUGAGAGAGGGUACAUUGGGUCCAGGUGUGAGUAUGUUGAUCUGGCCUCGCGUCUAGGUGACAAGAGGCAGAUCAUCGUAGCCUGUGUGCUAGCAGUAUUGGUCUUCCUCAUACUGCUCAUCACAUUCAUCUGCAUCUGUGCACAUCGACAUAAACUUUGCAGACGGAAGAAGAGAAGGAAAGAGGAGACGAGGAAUGGAACAGAGAAGCUCAAUAUGAUUAUGAUGAACACAAAUGGAAUGCAUGUAGCUUCAUCAGAUUCAGUAGAAACCUCAGACACCAAUGCAGUAUGACUAGGUAUGUACUAUAUGUAUGUACAGAGGUAUUUGAAAAUUUUCUGACUUAUGACCUUUGCCAUUGUGUCAAUACACACAGCAUCUCUGCCUGUUUUAACUACAGUGGUAUUGUAAAAUACGAUGGAAAAACAGACUAGUCCUCUUUUGUUGCUGUUGGAAGGUGAUAUUCCCCAGUUGGAUCAAGCCAAGCAUCCCAUUAUAAUUCAGCACAUAUGAAGAGAGGCCCUGAAUGGGAGUAAAACCUAGUGCUUGGCACUGCCUAAGCCAAUCUUUGAACACAUUGAUAUAUAUCAGACAGCCUACAUAGCCCAUUUUCUGUGUUGGCCAGGCUGGUUGCAUGGUGUCUUACGGUCUGAAUUUGACUGUAACCGUCAGAUCAAAGCAGAGGUGCAGCAGGUCCCUCAAUGUGCCUGCCUGGCUCUCUCUAAAAAAGGGGAUCACGAAAACAGACAGACCUAACAAGACUCAAGGCAUUAUGAUGGAUGUGGCACUGUUAAGGUAGUGUUCAGAGGCUGGAUAUGACCGGGGAUGUGCGAUCAUUUUAAACAUGGGCUAUCUCCCUUUCACUGCUUAUUUGGUGGCUAUACAAAAGCUGCUCUGUAAUUGUGUGUUAAAAACAAAUUUCAUUUGUACAGUAACAGCCGUUGCUUCUAUCUUCCAGCGACGGGGACUAUAAAUGCUAUUCUCCUGCCGGACGGGAUGAGGGCCUUGGUUGUAAGUGCCUGUUGGGAAGAGAGAGAGAGUGCUCUAACAGCACUGUGGAUAUAUACUCUUCAGCUGCUUCUCACUGCCAACCACAGUCGACAGUAUGGACUGUUCUGUGCAGAAAUGUAGGAGAACACAAGAAAGACUGGACCAGCUCUUUUGGAACUCAUACAACCUUUAUGGUCACCAUGUAGAUGGAUCAAUAGAACAGCAACAACUCUGCAUUUGGAAAAUGUGAUAAUGUGAUAGUUUUUCUCAGACUCAUUUGUGUAAGCAAAAUAUACAAGGUCAUCAAAUCACAAUAAGUUCAAGUAAAACCAUAAUUUAGAGGAUAUUUUGAUGGACUCUGGGCUCUGAAGGAGUAGGCCUUUUUAUGAACUGUCGUGUAAUGUAACCUACUCUUAUUUGGGCAUGGAUUAAAUUAUUAACAUGUA